Messenger RNA from Spirodela intermedia, 4961 nucleotides. Lineage: Eukaryota; Viridiplantae; Streptophyta; Magnoliopsida; Alismatales; Araceae. The record is from the annotation of a GenBank genome assembly.
AUGGACAAGGAAUACGAUGUGAUCGUUCUAGGGACGGGCUUGAAGGAGUGCAUACUCAGCGGUCUUCUCUCUGUCGGUGGGCUCAAGGUGCCGUCGUCCCUCUUCGCCGCUGAAUCCUCAUCUCUAGAUUUCCUCGUGGCUGGUUAUUUCUUUGCUUGUUUUUGAUGUUCGUACAUCACGGCCGUGAUUUCGCAUCGGAAACGAUUUCCCUUUCUCCCGGCCUGUAACAGAACAGGCACGAUGACUAUUCUCCUGCAACCGAUUCCUCGAUGCUCGCCAAUUCGUUGAUGAAUUGAGACUAGUAUCUUGCGUCCCGAAGGCCGCCAUCUCUGUCAUCUAAUCUGGCUAGGGGCCGUGCGGUUGCCCUCCUUCGAAUGUCGAUGCGAUGUGUUCUGGUCGACGGCUUUUUUCCUCCUCUGUCAAUAUAAAGCUUUCCGGUCUGUUGUUUGGGCAGGUCCUCCACAUGGACAGGAAUGACUAUUAUGGGGGGGAAUCGAGCUCUCUAAAUCUCGUUCAGGUUCUCUCAUAUUCACUCUUAAUCUAUGCUUCUAUCAUGAACACGAUAUCUCUUUCAGGUUUUCUUCUCCGCUCUUUUCUAGGAUUUCAUGUCCCGUUCUCCUCUCUUAAUACGCAGCUGUGGAAACGAUUCAGGGGAAACGACAAGCCCCCAGAACAUCUGGGCGCAAGCAAGGAGUACAACGUCGACAUGAUCCCAAAGGUGAUGAUCUGACAGAGAGCUCUCUCAGACGUGCUGGCUGCUUCUGUACAGGAUCCAGUGACCGAAGAAAGCUGCAAUGGCUGUUACCUGAAUCAUAAUUAAUUUCUCUCCUGAAUUUGAUCCGUCUUUUUAUUCUGGCCCCCUUUUCCGCUAUUCUUCCUCAAAUCCCUAUUCAAUAUUUGUAAACCUCAAAAUCUCGAUGUCCAUUCAACAUCCAGAAGAAACAAACUAUCGUCAAUAACAUUUUUGCGAUUCUCAAUUUUCUAGCGCAAGAGUUUACUGUUUCAUAUUCACCUGUUGUAAAAUGGUUUGAAAUGCAUAUUCACCAGUUUACUUCUAUCACUCCCGGCUACCAAUUUAUCGUCCUCGUACACGUAAAAAGCUCCGUUAAUAGGACAAGUCUUCCAAAAUUUAUUUUUUAAAAUGAAUGAAGAAUCAUGAUCUUAUUGCUGUUGCAGUUCAUGAUGGCCAACGGUGCUCUGGUUCGUGUUCUCAUCCACACAAAUGUUACAAAAUAUCUCAACUUCAAGGCAGUUGACGGGAGCUUUGUGUACAACAGAGGGAAAGUAUGACGCCUUGACAACGCAUAAUGGCCGGUGCUCCUCUUUAUUCUUUUUCCAUUCAUGAGCUUACAUUAUGCUUCCUGACCUGCUCACAUUUUCAAGAUAUACAAAGUCCCAGCUACUGAUAUAGAAGCCUUGAAGUCCACGCUGAUGGGGCUUUUAGAAAAACGCCGGGCUCGGAAGUUUUUCAUUUAUGUGCAAGAUUAUGAUGACAAUGACCCGAAAUCUCACGAAGGACUGGAUCUCAAUAAAGUCACAGCAAGAGAGAUCAUCUCGUAUGCCUCUCAACCUUAUUUUUAUCUUACCUGAAAAUAUACAAUGGUAUAUGGAUAGAAACAUGAAACCAGCGUGCGAUGCCCGUUGUCUUGUCUUGGAAGCUGUAUACUUCUGCGCUUAGAGUUUCUACCGUACGAGACAUGCAAAUAUGAUAUUUUCCCCGUUUUUGGAUUUCUCUAGUGAUAGAAAAUGGGGAGCUUUGGAGACUGUUGGACCUGCUUGCACCACGUCAAAGAGGCCAGAUUUUUAUUUAUGCUCGUUUUUCUUCGUUCUGUGGCAGGUGUUCCUACAGCUAACGACAGAACGGACACCCUGAACUUGCAUGAUGUAGCUUGAACUUUUAUUCAGAAAGGAAACAACUGAAAGCCAAACACUAGUGCAAAAAACAUUUAGACCUGAUAAGAAAAAUGAAAUAUUUCAACUCAUCGGCAAGGAAUUUAGAGAAGCUACGAAUCAAAACACAGCCUUUUUGUCCAUCCCAUCAACUUUUAAAAAUUCUAGUAGUUCCUGGAAGUAUACUCGGUUUCUUAUUUCUCUACCCGAAUGUUCGAGUAACACGAUAAAUUUAAAUCUUCGAUCUGAGCCUAUCAUGAAUGACCAAUAUAACCUCAUGCAGGCCAUUCUGUGAGAUUAGGAUGUUGCCAUAUAAGCAAGUCGGAAAAACUCCUUUAUUCCAAAACAUGAGCCCGAGCUAAUAUCAUGAGUGCAGUUUUAUUUUAUGAACUCGUUGCUAUUAUGGCCCCUCCUCCUGUUUCAUAAUUUUACUGCUCGAAAAUGAAACUUUCAGAUCAAUUCAAAAUAGACUAGUACAAAUCGAAGCUGAAGAGCAGCUUAUUGAUGCAUCCAACCAGCCUGCAAGUGAAACGACCAAGGUUCAUAUUGAUUGAUAAGGCCCCUGAAGGAGAAGUUUGUUUUAUCCCUUCUGUAAAUAUGAAUUACGCAGAAAUUCAGAAAAUCGAUGUUAUCACGGUACACUUUAUUUUGUGUGUAAUAUUUAUGGGCCUUUGGCACACCUUUGUGUAAUUGCGGAACAUUUAUUUUGUUCUGAAUGAACUGUCGUAAAUGGACAUAAUUAAUUGAAAAAUACAUGAUUUUUCGUUCCGUAAAGGAUGCGAAUCUUCUAGCCUUCAAUCCUUUAAUGCUUCUUCCGCCUUCCUGCAGAAAGUAUGGCCUUGAUGAGGACACAGUCGACUUUAUUGGGCAUGCUUUAGCACUUCAUCCAGACGACAGCUACUUAGAUGGGCCUGCAAUGGACACUGUGAAGAGAAUGAAGGUAGUCUUCUUAUGGUUACUUACGAACCACGAACAAUAAAUUCCCCACACCCCCCCCACCCCAUACCAAAAAAAAAAGAGAAGAGAGAGACCAACUUGUUACAUCUCGCCACAAACUCGUCCUUAGAGGUCUCCUAUAUACUCUUGGUCAGGACCUAAAACAUUAAUUUAUUUUAGCUCUCGUAUAUUAUAUUAUAUUUUAUCAUAGUUAGAGGUUUCCUGUAUAAUAAUGAAUUCUUUCACAAGCAUGUUCGUGUCGUAUUCUAGCUAUGCUGAUUAUUUUGGGCUUUAUCUGACUAGCUAUAUGCUGAGUCACUGGCGAGCUUUCAAGGAGGCUCCCCUUAUAUUUAUCCUCUGUAUGGGCUGGGAGAACUUCCACAGGUUUGCGCUCAUCAAUGGCUUCAGGAAUCAUUAUACGACCUUUUUUUCUCUGAGAACUCAGACACCAAACAUUUCCAGGGAUUCGCCCGUUUAAGUGCUGUUCAUGGCGGAACGUACAUGCUCAACAAGCCAGAGUGCAAGGUAAAAUCAGUUAUAAUUUGAAGAAACAAAAAAAAAUUAUAGACGAAGUGCAUUGGUUUCCCCAGAAUUCAGAAUACUGGUGGAUACCCUGAGUGACCUAUUUUCUAAUUUUCUAGAUAGAUAUCUCAUUUCCCUUAGUCGAUUUUUUUAUUUCCAGCAAGUUUUUCCUUUUCUUUUCAGUUCUUCAGCAUUCGAGGUCAAUUUUUUAUUUUUUUUUCAAGAGACUGUGUGUGGUUUGUGGCAGGUAGAGUUUGAUGAGAAUGGAAAAGCUUGUGGGGUAACAUCAGAUGGAGAAACUGCUCGAUGCAAGAAGAUAGUAUGUGACCCAUCCUACUUACCAAACAAGGUAAAGAACCUUAUAACCUUAUAGUCUGUGAGGAUAUCGAUUUUAUCUGAUAAAACUCUGCAUGUCGACUGACAAUUAUUAACAGGUUCAGAAGGUCGGAAUGGUUGCCCGGGCAAUCUGCAUAAUGAGCCACCCAAUGCCACAUACCAAUGAAUCCCACUCGGCACAGGUUAUUCUACCCCAGAAACAGAUUGGGCGUAAAUCCGACAUGUAGGUUGAUUGCUCCCUCACUAUAAUAUAUAUAUAUAUAUAUAUAUAUUCAGUUCAACCUUAAGAUAAAUCAUGAAACAAUAUUUUAAAAUAAAUAAAUAAAGAAAAUAUCUCUCUUUUCGCGAGAAAGGCUUGACAGUAGUGCUCAAGGAAAGGAAUCGAAAGAAUGACAAAACAGAAGUUGACCUUUUUCUGUCAUAAUCUUGUUGAAUGUCCUCCGAUGUCAUGCCUGCAGGUACCUGUUCUGCUGCUCCUACUCCCACAAUGUGGCGCCAAAAGGCAAAUACAUUGCCUUCGUCUCGACAGAAGCUGAGUCGAACCAGCCUGAAGUGGAAUUGAAGCCCGGAAUCGAUCUUCUGGGACCGGUAGAUGAGAUCUUCUAUGAUAUGUACGACAGAUACGAACCAAUCAACAAAAGUGACGACGACAAUUGCUUUAUAUCUACUGUGAGUACUUCUCUCGUCCUUGCCCGGCACACAGUGAACUAGGAUCCUUGUUCUUCAGACAUCGGCCCCUCACAGCUUCGCAUCUUUGUUUCCUUGGCAAGUUAUGAACUUUGACUUUUACCCACCGGGAUUCAGGAGCACGGAAGCCUUGCAUGACUAUCUUAUACCUUUUUCUUCCAUCGACAACUCAUAAAAAUAUCAUAACUUGAGCUGGUUAUGUUUCUACCUGUUUCUGUUUCAUCCUCACAGAGUUACGAUGCCACAACCCAUUUCGAGUCGACCGUGAAAGAUGUGAUCUCCAUGUACUGCAAAAUAACCGGAAAGGUAAUUUCUACAUCGUCUUUUUUUGGCAAUUUUUGAUUUAUUAUUUCCCUCAGGACUGGGAUCUUCCUACUGAUGAACCUUGAAACUGAUGUAAGGUCGGUGAAGAUGACGUUGACUUCUUGACAUUUUUUCAAUCGUCGUCAUCACAUUUUGACUUUCGCGCGUCGUAAUAUCUUCUCAGCUUCAACGUUAUAAGUUUUACCAUUCGGACUCAAGAUCAGCGUCUCGCGCAGGUUCUCGACCUAACAGCGGACAUGAGCGCCGCCAGUGCUGCCAGCGGCUAA